Podarcis muralis (Common wall lizard) is the source of this 1008-nucleotide messenger RNA. RefSeq names its product olfactory receptor 2J3-like. Gene Ontology annotation, molecular function: G protein-coupled receptor activity; olfactory receptor activity. Gene Ontology annotation, biological process: G protein-coupled receptor signaling pathway. Gene Ontology annotation, cellular component: membrane. NCBI's taxonomy places the organism in Eukaryota, Metazoa, Chordata, Lepidosauria, Squamata, Lacertidae. The record is from RefSeq and is a predicted model, not a curated record.
AUGGAUAACUAUUUGGGGGUUGCUGAAAAACAACAAAGAGAAGAGCAGUGGGAAGAGGUCAGAAUAGGUGAUGAGAACUUGACCUCUGUCAAAUAUUUUAUAUUGAUGGGAUUCACCAAUGACCGAAGGACACAGAUUCUACUCUUUGUGGUCAUCUUCAUCAUCUACUCCCUCACCAUUAUGGGGAACCUGGUGAUCAUUAUGCUUGUGUGGGCCGACUCUUCCCUCCACACGCCCAUGUACUUCUUCCUGACAAACCUUUCGGGCCUGGAGAUCUGUUAUGUCACCACCACGUUGCCCCAGAUGCUGGCUCACCUCCUGUCUGGCAAUGGUGCCAUCUCCUUCAUAUGCUGUAUGACACAGAUGUACAUCACAUUGGCCCUGGGUGGGACUGAAUGUCUUCUUCUCAGUGCCAUGGCCUAUGACCGCUGCUUAGCUAUCUGCCAUCCUCUAUUAUAUGUCAGUAUCAUGGGCUGGGGGCGUCAAGUCCUGCUUGCCUCGCUCUGUUGGGCAGGUGGCUUCCUCCUUGCUUCGAUAAACGUGGGGAGCACCCUUGGCCUCCCCUUCUGCCAUGCCAACCACAUCAACCACUUCUUUUGUGAGCUGCCAGUGGUGUUGAAACUUUCAUGUGCCAACACACACCUCACAGAGGCUUUCAUAUUCUUGGCAUCAGUAGCAUUGCUAUUAAUUCCUCUGACAAUUAUCCUUAUAUCCUAUGGGCUUGUUCUCUCCUCAGUAUUGCAAAUGAGAUCCACCACUGGACUGCGCAAGGCCCUCUCCACAUGUGGCUCCCACCUGAUCGUGGUCACCUUGUUCUAUAGCACCGUCAUCUCUAUGUACAUGAUUCCACGGUCGGGUUCAGCUUCUGAUCGUGACAAGAAAAUUGCUGUCUUUUACAUUGUGGUCACCCCUUUGCUUAAUCCUAUCAUUUAUACUCUGCGGAACAAGGAUAUUCAUGGUGCAACAGCCAAGGCGCUGAGAAGACUGGCCAUUUUGAAAAAGAGUUGA